GUAAAACGUGACGGUCUCACUCGCAGCAGACUGAGGAGCGACAGACCGAGGAGAGACAGACCGGUGGAGGACCCAGCUCUCUGACACAGACCACUGUCGGUAUUUCUGAUACAACUACUGCUGCAGUACUGACAGCUAGAAGUAACGCUAUGUCCACCUUCCGUACAAUCAUAUGUUUACUAAGAAACGACCUACGUUUCCAAGACAACGAGCUUUUUCACUGGGCUCAAAGAAAUGCAGAGUACAUUGUCCCACUGUACUGCUUCGACCCCCGACAUUAUGUGGGAACGUACAACUACAACCUACCAAAGACUGGACCUUUCCGCCUGCGCUUCUUACUGGACAGUAUCAGGGACCUCAGAAACACGUUGCUCAGCAAGGGCAGCAACCUCGUGGUGAGACAGGGUAAGCCAGAGGAGGUAGUUGCUGACCUCAUUAAGCAACUGGGGUCUGUCAGCGCUGUGGCUUUCCAUGAAGAGGUAACUUCGGAAGAACUGAAUGUGGAGAAAGGGGUGAAGGAUGUCUGUGCGCAGAUGAAAGUCAAAGUUCACACCUGCUGGGGGUCUACACUGUACCACAGGGAUGAUCUUCCAUUUCACCACAUAUCCAGGCUGCCCGAUGUGUACACCCAGUUCAGGAAGGCAGUGGAGACCCAGAGCAGGGUUAGGCCUGUGUUCCCAACCCCUGAGCAGCUAAAGCCUCUCCCUUCAGGGCUGGAGGAAGGAGCUAUUCCUACAGCAGAGGACCUGCAACAGACAGAGCCUUUGACUGAUCCUCGCUCAGCCUUCCCCUGCAGCGGUGGCGAAAGUCAGGUUCUGGCGAGACUCAAACACUAUUUCUGGGACACUGACGCAGUUGCAACUUACAAGGAGACUCGUAAUGGCUUGAUAGGUGUGGAUUAUUCCACUAAAUUUGCACCUUGGCUGGCGAUGGGUUGCAUUUCACCCAGGUAUAUUUAUCAUCAGAUCAAGCAAUACGAGAAGGAGCGAACAGCCAAUCAGAGCACAUACUGGGUCAUUUUUGAACUUUUGUGGAGGGAUUACUUCAAGUUUGUAGGUGUCAAGUACGGAAACAGACUGUUUCAGGUCAAAGGGCUUCAAGACAAAUCGAUUCCAUGGAAAAAGGACAUGAAGCUUUUCAAUGCGUGGAAAGAGGGACAAACAGGAGUGCCCUUUGUGGAUGCCAACAUGAGAGAGUUGGCAAUGACAGGCUUCAUGUCCAACAGGGGGCGACAAAAUGUUGCUAGUUUUCUCACAAAAGACCUGGGCCUGGAUUGGAGGAUGGGAGCGGAGUGGUUUGAGUACCUUCUGAUUGACCAUGAUGUCUGCAGCAACUAUGGCAACUGGCUUUACAGCGCUGGCAUAGGAAAUGACCCCAGAGAAAACAGGAAGUUCAACAUGAUCAAGCAAGGCCUCGACUACGACAGUAAUGGUGACUAUGUACGGCAGUGGGUCCCUGAGCUGCAGGGGAUCAAGGGAGCUGAUGUGCACACGCCUUGGACCCUCAGCACUGCCGCACUGUCGCACGCUCACGUGUCCCUUGGUGAGACAUACCCAAACCCCAUCGUCAUAGCACCAGAAUGGAGCAGACACGUUAACAAGAAACCGAGUGGCACAGGGCCUUCACAGAGAGGAAAGAGAGGUCCACCUCACACUCCCAAACAACAUCGGGACAGAGGCAUAGACUUCUAUUUCUCCAGAAGCAAAAACCUGUGAUCUUCCUGAAAAGCGAACUCUGAACAUGUGACAGAUGCUCAGAGGAUGGACACUUCAGUGAUGCAAACUUGGAAUGUCGCUGUCAAACCUGAGUUGCACACUGAUGUGUUGACUUGAGGAAAUGCAUCGUCCUACCUAACUGGAUACUUGAACUUGACGGAUGUGGCAAUUCUGUAGAAAAAUAGGCCAUAUUACUGGGUUUCCUGUUAGGCUGCUGCAACUGUGAAAGUUACACUGUGGUUUUGACUUUUCCUUCAGUUAAUCAGACCUUGAUCUGAACUUGUUUUCAUCCAGAUUGUUUUUGUUGCAGUUUUCUUAUUUCUCUUUGGAUAUAAGGAUGUUAUUAACUUUCUUUGCCUAUUUGUGGCAGUUAUAAAAAUAAAAUUGCUUGUAUAAAA
Molecule: messenger RNA, 2113 nt
Organism: Dicentrarchus labrax (European seabass)
Lineage: Eukaryota; Metazoa; Chordata; Actinopteri; Moronidae
Gene: cry-dash
Product: cryptochrome DASH
Exons: 14
Coding region: 150-1715 (521 amino acids)
Biological process (GO): photoreactive repair
Molecular function (GO): damaged DNA binding; FAD binding; deoxyribodipyrimidine photo-lyase activity
Source: RefSeq, a predicted model, not a curated record